AUGUCUGUGACAGAAGUGGAACCGGAAGCGGAGGCCGCCGAGCGAUUCUUCACUGAGCAAAAACGGAUAUGCGGCGAUUUGAUAGCGGAAUAUCGGAAUAUAACGUACCAAGAUACAUUGAAUGUGCAAAAAUUUCGUCACUGUCCGGCACAUUUCGAUGGAUUACUUUGCUGGCCGUACACCAAAGCCUCCGCCACAGCCAUUUUGCCCUGUCCUCCUGAAACGGAUCCGACAUACGAAACAGACACUUCGACGAAUAUUUUCGAGUCGAAUAUUCGCAUCACGACGAUGGCCACGAAAGAAUGUCUCUCGAAUGGCCAAUGGUAUACGAAUUCUGAGGACAUACCUUGGAGCAAUUACAGUUUAUGCGAAUUGUCUGAUGAAUUCACCGCUCGUUACAUCACAGAGACCGUGGGAAAUGGCAUGACACAGUCGAUAGACUAUGAUAGCAUCGUGUCCUACCCGUUUGACAAAUGGUUACCCAUCGUCAGGAUCGUCUCUCAAAUCGGUUACGCUACGUCUUUCACCAUGUUAGUCAUCGCGAUGAUCAUUUUUUCUCUGCUCAGAAAGCUCCGAAAUCCAAGAAACAGGCUGCAUAUGCACCUGUUCGCUUCUUUCAUCAUGAGAGCGUUUAUGGCACUUCUCAGGGACUGGAUCUUUAUGAAUGGUAUCGGAUUAGCCGUGGACGAGAAGAACGCUUUUAUCAAGCAACGAAACAUGGUGAUCUGCAAGGCCAUCACCAGUGUCUGGCAAUAUUUCAUCGUGGCGAAUUAUUCUUGGAUCCUGAUGGAAGGAUUGUAUUUGCAUAAUCUGGUCGUCUUGGCGUUUUGUGCUGACAGCGCUGCCAUUAAUUUGUACAUCUUGAUGGGCUGGGGAUUACCGGUCUUCGUGGUUGCUCCAUGGAUAAUAAUUCGAGCCACCAUAGAGGAUACACUAUGCUGGACCACUCACGGCAAUCCUUCCGUCUUUCUGCUUAUACGAAUUCCCAUAAUGACAUCAACCUUGUUCAACUUCCUGCUGUUCCUCAACAUAGUACGCGUUCUAUUCGUCAAAUUCAAGACGUCGGUGCAUUUACAACGGAAGAAAAUGCAGUACAGUAGGUGGGCCAGAUCUACUUUGGUGCUGGUACCAUUAUUCGGAGCUCACUAUACCAUAUUUCUAGGCCUCUCUUAUCACAAAGAUCAUCGUGUAGAGCUGAUAUGGCUCUUCUACGACCAAUUCUUCGCCUCUUUCCAAGGUACCUUCGUGGCUCUUCUUUACUGUCUGCUGAACAUCGAGGUCAGAACGGAGAUAAAACGAGCUUGGAGAAUAAGGUGGUCGAAGAACGCGGACAUCAACGUGUCUUUGUGCAGAAAAUCGAGAAGAAGAAAGACGAAUCGUAAAUAA
Molecule: messenger RNA, 1386 nt
Organism: Habropoda laboriosa
Lineage: Eukaryota; Metazoa; Arthropoda; Insecta; Hymenoptera; Apidae
Gene: Dh44-R2
Product: glucagon receptor
Exons: 9
Coding region: 1-1386 (461 amino acids)
Biological process (GO): adenylate cyclase-modulating G protein-coupled receptor signaling pathway; cell surface receptor signaling pathway
Cellular component (GO): plasma membrane
Molecular function (GO): G protein-coupled peptide receptor activity; peptide hormone binding
Source: RefSeq, a predicted model, not a curated record